GGUCAAGGAAUUAUCCGUCAGUCGAAAAACAAGGAAAAAGUCGAGAAAUUUCCCGACUUUUGGACGCCUUCGGUCCCAUCCUCAGUGACCCCAGUUGAAGUUGGAAGUCGCAAAGCGCCAUGGAAGUGGGCCUCGAGCUCUACCACCACCGUUCCUGAUUUCUCUGCCAGAGGAACGUGACAACGGGACCCAUCGCGCAGCUGGGCAGCCUCAGAGAGUCAGAACCCAUUAGCUGUCUCCAUCCCCUUCUCCUUUGCCCUCCUCCUCCUCCUCCUCCUUCCGACUGCACUCUUCCCAUUCUUGCCACUGCUGAUCUCUUGGUUGGUUCCUUUUUGUAUUCUCGAUCUCUUUCCCUGACAAGGAGGGGGAUCCAAUGCUCUCCUCCUCCUCCUACUCUUUCUUCUUCUUUGGGCUGGUGCGACUGCUUUUCUUGUCGGGUCACUGUUUCGCAGCGGACCCUUUUGUGUUCUUGGACUGGAGGGUGUCGUACCUCACCGGCUCUCCCCUCGGAGUUAAGCAACAGGUUAUUGGUAUAAAUGGGCAAUUCCCAGGGCCAAUCUUAAACGUCACCACGAACUGGAACGUUGUAGUCAAUGUUAAGAAUGAUCUCGACGAGCCAUUGCUAAUUACAUGGAAUGGACUACAACACAGGAAGAAUUCUUGGCAAGAUGGCGUGUCUGGAACCAACUGCCCAAUUCCUGCAGGGUGGAACUGGACAUACCAGUUUCAGGUCAAAGACCAAAUUGGGAGUUUCUUCUAUUUCCCGACCCUGAACUUUCAGCGAGCUGCGGGUGGAUUUGGUGGCAUAAUUGUAAAUAACAGAGAUGUGAUUCCGCUGCCUUUUGGCUUGCCUGAUGGGGAUAUCACCAUAUUUAUUGGUGACUGGUACACAAAAAGUCUUAAGAAACUGAGGGAAGAAGUUGAGGAUGAAGGUGAGCUCGGGGCUCCUGAUGGCAUCUUAAUCAAUGGAUUGGGUCCUUAUAGGUAUGAUCAAGACCUUGUUCCGGAAGGGAUCCCUUUUGAAGUAAUAAAUGUCGAACCAGGAAAAACCUAUCGCCUUCGGGUCCAUAAUGUGGGCGUCUCAACCAGCCUAAAUUUCCGAAUCCAAAAUCACAACUUACUUCUAGUGGAGACUGAGGGAUCAUACACGAACCAGCAGCUUUACACAGACAUGGAUAUUCAUGUGGGCCAGUCGUACUCAUUCCUGAUGACGAUGGACCAGAAUGCUACCAGCGAUUACUACAUAGUGGCCUCUCCAAGGUUUUCUAAUGCCUCUUCUUGGCGGAAACCUGUUGGAGUUGCUGUUUUGCACUAUUCUAAUUCUAUGGGCCCCGCUUCUGGUCCUCUUCCCAAUCCUCCUAAUGAGAAUGAUGUGUUUACCUCGAUGAACCAAGCAAGAUCCAUAAGGUGGAAUGUCACAGCCAGUGGUGCCCGUCCCAAUCCACAGGGCUCUUUCAAGUACGGACAAAUCACAGUCACGGAUGUCUAUGUGAUCCUCAGUAGACCUCCCGAGCUUAUUGAUGGUAAGUUGCGGACUGCUCUUAACGGCAUUUCCUACUUCUCGCCCUCAACCCCCUUAAAGCUCGCUCAGCAGUUUAGCCUCCCGGGAGUUUACAAGCUGGACUUCCCAAACAAGAUAAUGAACCGGCCGCCGAAGCUCGACACUUCUCUAAUCAAUGGGACCUUCAAAGGGUUCAUGGAGAUCAUCUUCCAGAACAAUAAUACGGCUGUUCAUAGCUACCAUUUGGAUGGCUACGCUUUCUUUGUUGUGGGAAUGGACUUUGGACUUUGGACCGAAAACAGCAGAGGAACAUAUAACAAAUGGGACGGAGUUGCUAGAUCCACUGUACAGGUGUUUCCUGGAGCUUGGACGGCUAUUUUAGUUUCACUCGACAACUCGGGAAUCUGGAACCUUCGUGCUGAGAAUCUGGACGCAUGGUACCUGGGACAAGAACUGUACCUGAGCGUUAUUAAUCCCGAGAAAGACACAGACGAGAUGGCCAUGCCUGCUAAUACCAUAUAUUGUGGGGCACUCUCUCCUUUGCAGAAUGACCAAGCUCACAGAGUGAAUUUUUCGGGAGCAUCCUUGAUCUCCAUUGGAAGCAACAUAUUCUUGAUUAACUUACUCAUGGCGGUGCUUGCACUAUCUGCAAGUCGACAUAGCUAAACAAUCAGUGGGAAUAGUUGAGGAUCAAGAUACGAGCUGAAACAGAACUAAUCUUUGUCGAUGCUCAAAAGUGAAAAAUGGCGCAGGCCUGCCUGGGUGGGUCAUCAAGACACCUACCCACGAUGUGAAAUCUUGACGAGGGAAAGUACGGCGUUGCCCUUGACGUGGGAAAAGGUUGGACGAGGUUAACAUUCCUUCUUGUCACGUAACUCCCAGGCAUCCAUGAGAGGCAGCGAACAGGUACUUCUAUGUUUCUAGAGAAGAUGACAUCCGAUUGUGAGAGCGUAGAAUGGUACAUAGUGCCAGAUUUUGUAGGAUCCACUAAGUGUAAAUGUUAUGAGAUUGCAUUGCUUCGCUUUCCUUCGGUUUUUUGUAUCGUUCGAGGAACGGAAGAGAAACAAAACAUCUCCAAUCCUCGUCAUUAUUUCUCGUUCGUUAUCUGCCAUUAACGCAAGUCGUGAUAUUUUCUUCCACGAAA
Molecule: messenger RNA, 2645 nt
Organism: Punica granatum (pomegranate)
Lineage: Eukaryota; Viridiplantae; Streptophyta; Magnoliopsida; Myrtales; Lythraceae
Source: RefSeq, a predicted model, not a curated record